This is a messenger RNA of Callithrix jacchus (white-tufted-ear marmoset), 2332 nucleotides long. NCBI's taxonomy places the organism in Eukaryota, Metazoa, Chordata, Mammalia, Primates, Cebidae. The record is from RefSeq and is a predicted model, not a curated record.
AUGCUGCCGCCCGCGCCGCGCCGCGACCCGGGGCCGGAGGCCGCGCGGGGGCGGCCGGGGGGCGCCGGGGGCCGCGGCCGGGGCGCGCCGGGGCCGGGGGCGCGCGGGCCGGGGCCGGCGCCGGGCGACGGCGCGCGGGCGCCGCGGGCCGGGCGGGCGCCGGGGCGGGGGCGGGGACCGGGACCGGACAAGGCUCCCGUCAGGGGCCGGCGGGCGGGCGCGCGCUGGGCGCCGGGGGGGCCCGGGGCGGCCGGGGCGGCCGGGGGCGGCGAGCGGCCUCGGGCCCCCGCUCACGGGGAGGCGCCUUCCCCGCGCCCGUGCCCAGCGGCGGCCGGUGCGCGGCGGCGGCGGCGGCUGCUCCUCGUCGUCGUCGUCGUCGCCCGGGAGGCGGCCGCCCCCAUCUCCCCCCGCGCCGCAGGGUCUGUCACUGCGGGCCGCCCCCCGACGGAGCCGCCCCGGCCAUGCCGUCGCCGCCGCCCGCGCCUCCGCCCAGGCCGGCCGUUACCCCGGGCCGCGGGCGCGGCGUCGCCGCUUAGGGAGCGCUGGGGGCCGCGGCGGCGGAACGGGCGCUGGCGGGGGAGGGACGCGCGGCAGGAGGCGCGGAGGGAUCCGGCCGGGACUCGCAGGCCUUGCAGCUCCCGCGCGGCGGACGGAUCCGGGGCCAAGCGCGGCGGUGGCGGUGGCGGUGGUGGCGGUGGCGGUGGCGGCGGUGGCGGUGCCGUUCGAGGAGCGGAGGGAUCGUCGCGCUCGCGGCUGACGGGCGGCCCGGACCAGCGAAGUGGGCGGGGUGGCCGCCUCUCGCGACAGCCCGGACAGGCCGGGCCCGCCCCCCUUCCACUGAUUGGCUCUGGCGGCCUGUUCUCGCCCCGUGAUUGUUCCGGGUCCCCAAUCCCAUUCGCCCAUGCCGCGGCCACGCCUACCCGGGAGCUGUCGAUCACGGGAGAGCCCCCGCUUCCCGUCCUUCGGCCGCCGUCGGGACGCGAUUGGUUCGCAAAGAUCAGAGAGGCGGAAAACCAGAGGUGUCUGUUGCUUGCCAGCUUUUCCAGCCAUGACUGCAGACAAAGUCCACCUAGAGUCAUAAAUGGGCAAUCAGCCCCGAGCAACGUCCAGCCCCGGUUUCUGCACAGCCAGACGUUUUUGUCCAUGGCAGACCUGCUUACCCGGCUAUCUUCGGUGUGGGACUGGAUGCGUAUUUCCCCAGUGGGAAUGGCCUGAGGUCUCAUUUAAAGUGGAGGGUCCUAGCCAGGCGUGGUGGCUUACACCUGUAAUCCCAGCAGUUUGGGAGGCUGAGGCAGGUGGAUCACUUGGAGUCAGGAAUUCAAGACCAGCCUGACCAAUAUGGUGAAACCCUCUCUUUAAAAAAAGAAAAGAAAAGAAAAAAGUGGAGGGUCCUAGGCCUAGCCCCACAUAUGGAGUCAGGAUCCCUGGGGAUAGGACCUUGGAAUCUGCCUUUUUUUCUUUUUUGAGACAGGGUCUCACUCUGUGGCCCAGAAUGGAGUGCAGUGUUGUGAUCUCGGCUCACUGCAACCUCCAUCUCCUGAGUUUAAGUGAUUCUCCUGCCUCGGCCUCUCGAGUAGCUGGGAUUACAGGCACGCACCACCAUGCCCGGCUAAUUUUUUGUGUUUUUAGUAGAGAUGGGGUUUCACUGUGUUGGCCAGGCUGGUCUCGAACUCUUGAUGUCAAGCCGUAUACCCCCGCCUCAGCCUCCCAGAGUGCUGGGAUUGCCAGGUGUGAACCACGGUGCCUGGCCAGAAAUCUGCAUUUUUGCCGGUAAUGCUGGUUAGCACACACCAAAGUUAGAAAUUACUGUUGGGGUGCAGAGUUCUUGUUUCCGGGGCCUGUGGGUUGAACAACAACCACAGUAGUUAUUAGAGUUUUCAGUCUGAAACACAUGCCUCUGCCCAACAUGGGCUUCCUCCCGUUUUACAGAUGGGAAGCCUGAGGCUUCAUAAGGCUGUUAUGGACCUGAGGUCACACAACCGUUUGCUCCUGGUUCUUAGCAUUAAGUUUUGCAGCCUUAUUUCUGUUGGAUUCUUGUUUCUGACAUUUCUGUGUUUCUAGCACUGAGUUGUGAUAUCCUCUGAAAGCCAAGGAUGCAUUCACUGCCGACCUGGGUGUUGUUUGUUUGUUCUCACCUUUUAUUGUGAAAAUGUGCAAAGAUCCUCAAAAGUCGGGAGAAUCGUAUGGUGAUUCCUCACAGUCCCUGCUGGCCGGCUUCAGCAAGGAUGACAUUUUGCCAUGCUUACUUCAUCCGUUUCUGUCACCCCACCCCUGACAUACACACAUGUUCUUUCUGGAGUAUUUUCAAGCAAAUAGAGGAUUUUAAAAAACA